Messenger RNA from Heterocephalus glaber (naked mole-rat), 1612 nucleotides. RefSeq names its product glycophorin A (MNS blood group) (gene Gypa). Lineage: Eukaryota; Metazoa; Chordata; Mammalia; Rodentia; Bathyergidae. Gene Ontology annotation, cellular component: plasma membrane. The record is from RefSeq and is a predicted model, not a curated record.
AGUCAUGUAACUUUAUUGACAGGCUUUUACCAAAUUUGCAUUAUAUAAGAUGCUGCCCAAUGCCUAUCACAUGACAGCGGGCUCAGAAAGGUGGGCCAGAAAGAUAACAGCAUGCAGGUGGGGCCCAAGACUGAUGCUGUCUAUGCUCCUCAGUAGUCCUCUUGCACUGACUCUGUGAGCCAGCUCAGGAUCCCAGAAUGUAUGAGAAAAUCACAAUUGCAGUACUACUGUCAGGUUAUAUUUUUACAUCAACUUCCAUCCUUGCAACUUCACCUGCACCUUCUACAACAGAAAUUCCAGUGUCAUUAACAGUAGGUCCUGGUCAUACAAUGACAGCUGAAGACACUGCUGUGUCUGACGACCCUUACAUACCUCCAAAGCUACCAGCACCAAGACGAAAACAACUUGUUCACAUGUUCUCAGAACCAGUGAUAAUAGCCAUUAUCUUGGGGGUGAUAGCUGCUAUUGUUGGAGUUAUUCUCUCUUUUGCUGUCUGUGUCCAGCUACUGACAAAGAAAUCGCCAGGUGACAAGCUACCACCCCUGGAAGACACAGGAGAACCUUUAAGUUCUGUUGAAGUAGAAUAUACAGAAGAGUAAUCAAUGAGAAUGUGCUCACCAAGCAAAACAGUGGAAGAACUCAACAAGACACAAGAUGGCAGUCAAUCAAAAAAUGAGCUUGUGAAUUGGGCACUUCAACAAAUUUUGUACCUGCCUAAAUUGUACCACUUCAGGAAACAAAUUUCAUUAUAGUGAGUUCCAGUGACCUAACCAUGGAAAAAUAACUCUGCUCAUUAAUACUUCAAGAUAAAGAACACAUAUUUCCUCAUGCUUGCUUUCUUGUUAGCAUAAUCUUAUAAUUAGUUGAUUCAAAAUUUUGACCCACAAUUCCAGUUGAAUUUAUCUGCGUUAUUCUAUUCUACUGUGUUUUACUAAUGGUGCUGUAAAAUAUAGGGCUUGUGACAUCUCCAUGCACCCUAAGUUCUCUUCCCAUUCUAAAUUUUUGAGUUCUCCAUUAUUUUAAAUAAGUUGAAGGGACAUCUAUUAAAAGGAUUUAUUUUCCUUAUUGCUCAAUAGGCACAAUAUUGGAUUACACUAGAGAUGUUGACAUUUUGUUCCCACUGAUAUGACUUAUGCUUGAAAGUGCUAUAAAUAUAAAUUAUAUAUAAUGGUACCUACAUUCAUUAUUUAGUGCAUAAAUCAAGACCAAAGUUUUCUGCCAUUCAAAAGGUGAGAUAUUGACUAUAUACAAUUGGCCCAUGUAAAAUAAUUUGUCUGGCAAUAAACCACUAAUGCACUGUGUUCCACUGAAAGAGUUAUUUACAUAAGUGGUCGGAAGAUUCUGAGUAAGAAAAAGAUUAAUGACUUGCAAAAGAACUUUAACAACUCUGAAUGUAACAAGAUGUACAAACUUUACAUGCUGGUGAAUAUUUUAAUAAGUCACACUAUAUUUUCAAUUAAAUUAUUUAAUGUAUCCAGACUCACUCCACUUACUCUUAAUGACAAAACUUUAGAAACUGUUUUAGAUUAUACAAAUGGAAUUUCCAGAUAUUAUAGAGUAAGUCUUUACAAUUGUCACUCAUUUGUAAAGACAUCUAAUAUAAAUAUAUGUA